AUGGACGAAACCAAGGCUAGGACCGCAAGACUUCAGAAGCUAUACCACUCUAUUGUGGAUGGUAAGGUCCAGAUGACACGAAAAAAUAACAUAUUGUUUCUAGAGGCCAUUUACACGUCCCCGGACGUCGCAAGCUGCAUCGAUAGAUUGAUACGGAGCCCCAAAGGUCUCAGCGUCUUGCAGGAAUCAAUGCGUAUGGACCUGACGGCGACGUUCUUCAACGGCGCCGCCACGUCUCUUCUCCGUUACGUCUCAUCGCCCCAGCUCGGGACAAUUGGCGGCGGCGUGUAUCUGCAACAGGUUGUGUUGUCGAUCACGGAGCCGCCGAUUUUCUGGUCCUCGUUCAGGGACGCGUUUGUGCUCGGGCAGCUGCACGACGACGCGCAGGUGUGUUUCUCCUGGCUGCUCCUCCAGCUCGUCCUUUUGCCCGGCCAGGCGUCUGCCCCGCACAGAGCCACUGCGCAGGACCCGACCCUCACGACUAUCAUGCUCAACUCGACCGUUCGCGACGUCAGAUCGCACGCGGAAGCCAUCAAGAACAUCGUCGCCACGUCCGAUACCGGAGCGGCCAACAGAGACCUCGAGGGUGGCCCCGGCGGUCGGCACGACAAUGAUUUUCAUGAUUUCCAUGAUAUUGCUAUCUUGCCGACGGCGGAUGAGCUGGCGUCCUCAAAGGAACCCUUCCUCCGCUCCUGCGACGCCCUCGAUGACCCCGAGACGGCUGACAAUAGGGUUGCGAUACAUCUGGACAAUCAGUUCCGAUUGCUGAGGGAGGACUUGUUGCACGAGCUGCGCGAGGAGCUGCAGGUCGCCCUCGGAAGCAAGAAAGGCAGCCAUCGCGGUCUUGUGCUGAACGACGUCGCUCUGGUCGGGCUAUACCGAGAGCCGCUCGAUUCGAAACGUUUGUACAAGUGGGGUGUGACCUUUAAGCUCUCCUCGGACCUGCCCUUUCUGAAAGGCGUGAAGGCCGAGAAGCGCAGGUCAGCUGUCGAAGAGGACAGGAAGACAUGGAAGAACCAGUCGUUGACCUGCUUGGUCAUCGAUGAAGAGAUUGUAGCCUUUCCCACCGUUCACAGGGAUGAGGACUUGCUGGCUCAAGAGCCUUCUAUUAUCGUGCUUCAGUUUCAGGGUUUGCAGAGUGUCAAGAAGGCGCUGCUGGGUGUUCGUACGGGGAGUCAGAUCAAGGUGUUGCAGAUAGAUACAGCCGUCUUCGCGUACGAGCCGGUGCUGCAGGCAUUGAAGGAGAUGACGACUCUGCCUAUGUCGCAGGAGCUGCUGUCUUUCGACGAGGAAAGCGCAAUCACUGUCGCGCCGGCCCCACCGCAUCAUAUUGUAAGCGCCAUCGAGAGUAGCCCUCUCCGUGAUCUUCAGAGUCUGCUUGGAACGAACAGUUCCAUCAAACUCGAUGAAGCGCAAUCUAGGUCGUUGCUUUCUGGUCUUACACAGAGUGUGUCGUUGAUUCAAGGUCCCCCAGGAACGGGGAAGUCUUUCAUUGGCGCUUUAUUGGCGAAGAUACUGCACGAUUGUACCCAGAAAACCAUCCUCGUCGUCUGUUUCACGAAUCACGCCCUCGAUCAAUUCCUGGAAGACCUUUUGAAGAUCGGUAUCCCUGAGGAGAGCAUGGUCCGACUCGGUGGCAAAUCUACCAGUCAGACGGAGUCCUUAUCCUUGAAUCGGCAACCCCGAUCAGCAGGGCGCAGCAAGAUGGAUUGGAGCGUCAUCAACACUUUGAAGUCUAGGGCUCGUGGAUUAUCUUUGUCGCUCACUAGCACGUUCAGUGCAUAUCAGCGCUUUUCUUCUGGGUACAUGUCCCUCAUGGAGCAUCUGGAAUUCGAGCAUCCGGAGUUCUUUGAAGCCUUCUGCGUUCCCGAGUCGCAAGACGGCACGAAGCAAGUUGGGCGGAAAGGGAAGGCCAUUGGACCCAACUAUCUCAUCGAGCGUUGGCUCCAGGGGAAAGACGCAGGGGUAUUGAAAUGGGCUUCGAACGUGAUCGAGACCGGCGACACCUGGAGACUGGCGUUGGAUGCGCGACAGACCCACUACGCUCGUUGGGUCCGAGAGAUGCUCGGCGAUGUAGUGGAACGUGUGGCUGACAUUGGCCAAGAGUAUAAUGACUGUCAGAACGAGAUCGAGCAGAAGUUCAAUGAUGGGACCACGGCAGUUAUCACAAGCAAGCGAAUCAUAGGCUGCACAACGACGGGCGCGGCUAUCCAUCGCCGAUCUAUCCGCGAGGCCAAACCUGAUGUCCUACUCGUAGAGGAAGCCGGAGAGAUUCUUGAAAGCCAUAUUCUGACUGCACUUGGACCGCAGACCAGACAAUUGAUCUUGAUCGGUGACCAUAAACAACUGCGUCCGAAAGUCAACAACUACACCCUCACAGUUGAGAAAGGAGACGGAUUCGACCUCAACCGCAGUUUGUUCGAGAGACUGGUCUUGAAAGGGUAUCCGCAUGAGACUCUAAAGGCUCAACAUCGCAUGCGGCCAGAGAUAUCGACGCUUGUGCGCGAGUUGACGUAUCCAGAUCUCGUCGAUGCGCCGAAAACCCAGGGACGACCGGACCUCCGUGGUGUGAGGGAUAACGUGGUCUUCAUAGACCAUGACCAUCCAGAGGGCGACUCCUCGGAAAUUGGAGAGGCGAAGGACGUUACCACGAAGGCCUCGAAGCACAAUGAAUUCGAAGUUCAGAUGGUUUUGAAGAUCGUCCGUUACCUAGCUCAGCAAGGAUACGGGACGGACAAGAUGGUCGUUCUAACGCCAUACCUGGGCCAGUUGCGAAGGCUUCAGUUGGCGUUGAAGAACGACGUGGACCCCGUCCUUAACGAUCUCGAUACAUACGAUCUCGUACGAGCUGGUUUGAUUAGUCCUGCAGCGGCAAAAUCUAUCAAAAAGCCACUGCGUAUUGCCACGAUAGGUGAAUUUUAUGACUAUGUUCCACAUCCGAUUUACCGACCUUAUGCCAUCUUCCCAGAUAACUACCAGGGCGAAGAGAGCGAUGUCGUCAUAGCUUCCUUGACUCGAAGCAACAGGCAGAACGACAUCGGGUUCAUGUUUUCACCAGAGAGGUUGACGGUCUUGCUGUCACGAGCGCGAGACGCCUUCAUCAUGAUUGGCAAUGCAAAGACGUUCUCGGCAAGUCGUAAAGGCGGCAAAAUAUGGUCACACUUGUUUGACAUGCUGAGGCAUGGUAGUCACAUGUACAGCGGCUUGCCUGCAAAGUGCGAAAGGCAUCCUGAUCGUCACGUCUUGCUCUGUCGCCCCGACGACUUCGAAAUGGAAUGUCCAGAAGGCGGGUGUCCCCAACCAUGCGGCGCUCCGCUUAGCUGCGGAAUUCACAGCUGCCCGAUGAAAUGUCACCAACUGUCGGACCAUGCCAAGAUGCAGUGCGAGUUUGUGUUCUCUGACAGGUGUCCGAAGGGCCAUCAACAGUCGUGGAAGUGUCAGGAAGGACAGCCGGUGUCUUGCAAGAAAUGUGACCGUGAUGAUAUGGCAGCGGAGAAGAGGCGACAGGAGGAGUACGAUCUGCAGCAGAAACGAGACGCCGAGCAGCAAGCGCACGCGGAGAAGCUGGCCGAAAUCGAGCGGAAGAUCGCGCUAGAAAGGGACACUAUACGUCAUGCACAAUUAGCGCAAGAGAGGGCGAAUGCCAUCCAGGAGAAACAAAAGGAACUCCGAGAGGCAUCGACUGUUGCAACCCAAGCAUCGUCCAUGAUUCAGAGCGUCAAAACAUCUCUGACGAACCUAGUUGACUCCUUGAGACCCGCCAUGAAGAGUGAAGCGAAGCCCAGUGACACACAGUCUCGUCACGAUCCCCAAAGGAAACCAGAAUCAUCUGAACCCAAGCAGCCUGCACCGGAAGACGAGUGGGAACAUCAAAAGGACCUCUUCGGUUCGGCGAACGAUGCGCUAGAUUCAAUGAUGCGGCUUACGGGCUUAAAAGAGGUGAAAGAACAGGUUUUACGGAUCAAAGACAAGGUCGAUUUAUCUCAACGGCAAAGCACGAGUCUCAGCAAAGAAAGGUUCAACGUCAGCAUGCUGGGUAAUCCCGGAACUGGUAAAACCACGGUCGCGAGGCUAUAUGGCCAGUUUCUUGCCUCAGCUCAAGUGAUACCGGGCAACAUGUUCAUCGAAACUACCGGGGCACGUCUCGCGAACGAUGGUGUGCAAGGGAUUCAGAAGCAGCUUGAAAGCAUUAUUAAUGCCGGAGGAGGAACUAUAUUCAUCGACGAAGCGUACCAGCUAACCAGCGAACAUAACUUCGAAGGAAAGAAGGUAUUGGAUUUUCUGCUGGCGGAGAUGGAAAAUCAAGUCGGGAAAGUGGUAUUCAUUUUUGCUGGCUAUAGCAAAGAAAUGGAGUCAUUCUUCGAGCACAACCCCGGCCUACCUAGUCGUGUUCCCUUCACUCUACACUUCAAGGACUAUGAGGACGCCGAUUUGAUGGACAUGCUGGAAAAAAUGAUACAUAGAAAGUGGAGCGGGAGAAUGAAAAUUGACGACGAAAGUGGAAUUCGAGGUCUUCUUGGUCGAAUCGCAGUGCGCCGUCUGGGACGGGGAAGAGGGACCAAGGGGUUCGGCAAUGCUAGAGCUCUCGAAAACAUGUGCGCGAAGAUGACGGAGCGACAGGCAAGCAGGGUGAGCAAGGCACGUCGACAGGGCAAAUCGGUGGACGAUUUCCUACUGGUUAAGGAAGACAUCAUUGGACCUCAGCCUUCCAAAGUGAUGGUCGAGAGUAAAUCAUGGGGACGACUGCAGUCCAUGAUUGGACUGAUAUCAGUGAAGGAUACCGUUCGCACUCUGUUCGCUAUGGUUCAGACUAACUAUCAGCGGGAAUUGCUGGAGAAAGAACCUGACCAAAUCUCCCUCAAUCGAGUCUUCCUCGGUUCUCCCGGGACUGGGAAGACAACGGUGGCUAAACUAUAUGGCCAAAUUCUGUGUGAGCUGGGUCUACUUUCAAAUGGAGAGGUUGUAGUGAAAAGUCCUGCAGACUUUAUCGGCAGCGCUCUUGGGCAGUCCGAGAAUCAGACGAAGUCCAUUCUUGCGGCAACUCUCGGAAAAGUUCUGGUGAUCGACGAGGCCUAUAUGCUCUACGGAGGGUCUGGGCAAAAGGGUGCAUCGGAUCAGUACAAAACAGCUGUCAUAGAUACUCUCGUGGCCGAAGUGCAAAGUGUUCCAGGAGAGGACCGUUGCGUGCUACUGUUGGGAUACAAGGAUCAGAUGGAAGAAAUGUUCCAGAACGUGAAUCCGGGCUUGGCUCGACGCUUCGCAAUAGAGAACGCCUUCCACUUUGAAGACUAUACGGACGGGGAGCUGAGACAGGCCCUUGAAAUGAAGUUGAAAGAUCAGGAUCGGACUGCCACAGACAAGGCCAAGGCCGUAGCUGUGGAAACGCUAAGUCGGCUGCGUAACCGCCCCAAUUUCGGAAAUAUCGGUGAAGUCGAGAAUCUAUUAUCGAAAGCGAAACUCCACUAUCAAAAGCGUCAGGCGUCGUUGGCUGCAGAUGAGCGAUCGCCAGAUGCUCCAUUCGAGCCUGAGGACUUCGAUCCUGCAUACGCCCGCAGUGAACAGGCUGCAAUGAACCUAUCGAAGUUAUUCGAAGAUGUGAUAGGCUGCGACGGGAUCAUCGAGAAGCUCGCGGGAUGGCAGAGAAUGUCAAGCAAUAUGAAGGGUAUUGGAAGAAAUCCUCGCGACAAUGUUCCAACCAAUUUUAUCUUCAAAGGACCCCCAGGGACUGGAAAGACCACCACCGCCAGAAAAAUGGGUCAGGUAUACUACGACAUGGGGUUCCUUUCAUCGGACGAGGUCGUUGAAUGCUCAGUUUCGGACUUGGUCGGCCAGUACGUUGGACAAACUGGACCCAAGACAAGACAGGUAUUCGAGAAAGCGCUCGGCAGGGUAUUAUUUAUCGACGAAGCAUAUCGCCUAGGAGAAGGCCACUUUGCGAAAGAGGCGGUCGACGAGGUGGUGGAUAUUUUGACUCAGGAGAAGUUUCGCGGGAAGCUCAUCACCAUACUUGCUGGCUACGACCAAGAGAUGAAUCAGCUGUUGGCCGUGAACAGUGGUCUGGCCAGCCGGUUUCCCGAAGAAAUCCGGUUUACCAAUAUGUCCUCGGAGCACUGUCUCGACAUCCUUACGAAGAAGCUGGCAAAGCAGGACAUCCGGGUGAACGGCCUAGAAGACCGCAAAUCUGCAGAGUACCUGCGUAUGGCCGACGUCGUGAACCGGCUGCGAAGCCUGCCGUCUUGGGGGAAUGCGCGCGACAUGGAGACACUGGCCAAGCAAAUGACCAGCAUCGUCUUCUCCUCUACACCUCUUCAGCCUUCUGUCGUCCCUCCUACGCCUGCUUCGACCGCCAGUAAAGCGGCCACAUUCGUUCUGGCUGACGGAGACGCCCUGAAAUGCAUGGAGAAGAUGCUCUCUGAUCGGAAAGAGCGGCUGGUGAAUGUUCCACAUGCGCGGCGAGCCGACUCGCCUGAUAUGCCCAUGAUGUCGCAAGACCGUUCUGCACCACCGCCGCCUCCAGCCGAGACUGUCAGCACUGCAGCGAAAGCGACCGCCAAGCCGCCUUCUAAGCCGCCUGCUCCUCGGGCACAGAGCCCUAGGGAUUUCAUGAGGGGUAACCGGCGUACGGGGAGAGGCCGCAAUCAACAGCCUGAACAGCGAGCCACGGUCACCCAGGAUAGCUCGAAUGACGGGCGUCGCAAUCCUGCGUUCCCAACCACAGCCACAAUUCCUAUAGAUACAGCCGGUCGCGAUCCGGGCGUCUCAGACCAUGUCUGGCGUCAGCUGCAGAUCGCAAAGCAAGCUCAGGAGGGAGAGCGAAGACGAGCGGAAGCUGCAUUGAGGCAUCUUGAGAACCAGAGAAGGGCAGCCGAGCGCAAGGAGAGGGAGGCGCGGGAGGCAGCUGCUAGGCUGGAGAGGGCCGCGAGGGCCGCAAGGGAGGAGAAGGAGCGCGAGGAGCUGAUGCGGCGCCGGGAGCAGGAAAGGCUGCGGGAGAUAGCGCUGCGGCAGGAGCAGGCACGUUUGGAAGCGCUGAAGCUGGAGGAGGAGCGAAAGCGCCAGGAAGAGGCCCGAGCACAGCAAAAGCUGCGGAAUAUGGGCGUUUGCGUUGCAGGGUUCCAGUGGAUCAAAGUUGGGGGAGGCUAUUGCUGCGCGGGAGGCUCGCACUAUGUCAGCAAUGCCCACCUGGGGAUCUGA
Messenger RNA from Gloeophyllum trabeum ATCC 11539, 7191 nucleotides. RefSeq names its product P-loop containing nucleoside triphosphate hydrolase protein. Bases 1 to 7191 code for a protein of 2396 amino acids. NCBI's taxonomy places the organism in Eukaryota, Fungi, Basidiomycota, Agaricomycetes, Gloeophyllales, Gloeophyllaceae. The transcript is spliced from 10 exons. The record is from RefSeq and is a predicted model, not a curated record. Gene Ontology annotation, molecular function: ATP hydrolysis activity; ATP binding; helicase activity.